Molecule: messenger RNA, 701 nt
Organism: Oryza brachyantha (malo sina)
Lineage: Eukaryota; Viridiplantae; Streptophyta; Magnoliopsida; Poales; Poaceae
Exons: 2
Coding region: 256-489 (77 amino acids)
Biological process (GO): mitochondrial respiratory chain complex IV assembly
Cellular component (GO): mitochondrion
Source: RefSeq, a predicted model, not a curated record
UGCUUCUCCCUGCCAUGUGGGCCACACGUGUCAGGACCUAAACCAGCUGACGGCGAACCCAUCCGGCAACCUAUCCGUCUCGCCCAAACCCGUGUGCGCCGUCGCCGCCGUGCCGCCCACUCGCGCCGCCGCCGCCGCCGCAGCGAUCGAGAGACGGAGGGAGGGGUUUGGAGUGCGGAGGACAGAGGGAGGGGGAGGGGGAGGAGGGGAUACAACCAGUGAACCAGGGGGAUCUCCUCGACGUCGCGGCCGGCCAUGUCGUCGCUGGGGACGUCGAAGGGGGUGCUGGAGAUCGCCAAGUUCGGCGUGUACGUCUCCGUCCCCGUAGCGCUCACCUACCUCGUCGCCACCGACUCCAAGACCCUCAAGAAGCUCAUGGGCCUCCGUGAAUAUGUGGUCUAUCCUCCUGAAGGUCCACGUCCACCACCACCAGAAGAACUUCGUGAAAGGGCUCGGGAGAUAGCUAGAAAGAGGCAACAACAACAAUAAACACUUGGACCAUGAUCGCUUCAGACUAUGAAGCUACCAAGAGGAAGUUCAGAAAGUUAACUAUUGUUGUCAAUAUAUGACUGUAUGAUCAUCAGUAACAUGCUCUUGCAGCUGUAAGUUUCGAAAUAAACACAAUAGCUCUUGCUGCUGUAAAAUCUGUAAGAAAUACAGUGGUACCUUCAUCAAUAAUUGGACCUUUUCUGUUUCUGCCA